AUGAGCGAGCAGAAGGUGACCUACUCAGAACUGAAAUUUCACACUCCUACUCAACAGCAAAGCAGACAAAGAGCUGAAACCACCAAGGACAAAGAUUCUCCUUCUCCUCUGUGGAGGCUCUUUGCAGUAAUCUUUGGAAUCCUCUGCCUGGCUUUGCUGGUAACAUCACGGUUCUUGGGGGCUCUGGGUAACAGAUGGCAGCAAAACUUCAGCCAGCAACAGGGAAUUCUGGAAAAUCUUACCUGCCAGCAAAUUAUCUUGGAAAACCAAACUCGUGAGUUAGAGGAAAUCCUAGAAAAUCUCACAUGGGAGAGAGAUCAUCUUCAAACCCAGAAUAUUAACUUCUUGCAGUCAAAAGGAGACAAGUGCAUCAUUUGUCCAAAGAAAUGGAUACAGCAUGGGAAGGACUGUUAUGAAGUUUCAUCUGGUAUAAAAUCUUGGUCUGUGUGUAAAGAAUAUUGCUCUUCCCUGGGCUCCAGACUGCUGAAGAUAGACAACAAGGAAGAGCUGUCCCUCACAGUUAUCCCUUUUGUUGCUUCUAUGAACCUAUUGUAA
Messenger RNA from Malaclemys terrapin pileata, 555 nucleotides. Its product is annotated as C-type lectin domain family 7 member A-like. The record is from RefSeq and is a predicted model, not a curated record. Gene Ontology annotation, biological process: cellular response to molecule of fungal origin. Bases 1 to 555 code for a protein of 184 amino acids. Gene Ontology annotation, molecular function: (1->3)-beta-D-glucan binding. Lineage: Eukaryota; Metazoa; Chordata; Testudines; Emydidae. The transcript is spliced from 5 exons.